Molecule: messenger RNA, 1371 nt
Organism: Penaeus indicus
Lineage: Eukaryota; Metazoa; Arthropoda; Malacostraca; Decapoda; Penaeidae
Exons: 2
Coding region: 364-864 (166 amino acids)
Source: RefSeq, a predicted model, not a curated record
CCUCAGUGUGUGUGUGUGUGUGAGCUGGGCAGUAACGUCGCUAAGCUGGCGAAACAUAACAUGAUGCAAUCCUUCAGCGCAAGUCUGGUCUCCAGCUUGGACUUCUUCGGCCAAGCCCUCGGCAACAACUGGCCACUGGCCCUCCUUGCCCUGGCCCCUGGCGCUAUCGCGGGCGGCCUCCUGAAGCGCAGGCGACAGGUCCUCGCAGCCCGCCCCUCUCCGGAGGAGACGCCGGCCGUUGAGAAACUGGGUCACGCGACCCUGUGAGCGCUGGACAACGAGAGCAUCGAGAAACAAGAGAAGCACUUCGACGGUAAGACGCAGGUCGCUGCCCUGUUCAGGACGCGUCUGGGCGACACCGACAUGACCAUGAAGGUCAUGCUGAACAUGUACGACACGAUGUACAUCCGUGAGUGCGAGGCUCUGCUGGCCCUGAAGGGGCGCGCCGGAGCGCCCAGACCGCUUGGCUACGGCCUCGAGUACCCCAUGGUGCUGCAUGAGUACCUGCCCGCCCAGAACCUGCUGAAUCUCGUGCUGGACGAAGACACGCCCAUCUGCACCUUCGUGCAGGCCCUCGUGGGCGUCGUGCGCCGCCUCCGGGAGCUUAACGCCUUCAACUACGUGCACAAUAUCCUCGCGACCGGCCACGUCGCCGUCACGCUUGGCGCCGACUACGAUGUGCAGAACGUGAACCUGAUCGAGUUCACGGCGGCUUGCAGGAGGCCUCUCCCUCGGGCUGGUCAUCGACCGCGCGGCGUACUCGCACUUCGCGCCCGAGGUCGCCGCGGCCGGGGUCAGCACGCCCGCCUCCGACAUCUUCUCCUUCGGCGUCCUCAUCAGCGACAUCAACAGGCAGAAGGCUAACCCCAAGCCGCUGCCGCGGUAAGCGCUGAAGGCCAUGCAGAUGGCCAGGCAUAAGAAUCCACUCGCCAGGCGCUCAAAAAGGCGCUGGCCCACUGAUCACGCACUCCACUCAGGGACGCGGUGACGGCUGCCUGCCCUCUUUGAUGCAUAAUAGUAAUAAAGAAAUAAAACGGCAGAUUACUUGUAAACAUGACCGCUGAUUAAAAAAAUAAAUAAAUAAAUAACGGGGUAACGGGGUGAAAUAAUUCCACGAAACCUCCCGAUCUGGGUUGCGUGAAGUCACGGCAGGCAGGUGAUGGAUGAGCAGCCAAGCAGCCUGAAGAGUUUGGGAACUGGUCAUCUGUUCAGUGUGUUGGGCAGAGCAUACUUCAAAAGUACAAUGGCUAAGACAACAUGCUCAGUGCGAGUACUGCCCCUAUAGAAAGUAAAUACAGCCUACUAUAGUACAUUCCUGCAAAGCAAAUCAUGGAAAGAAACUUAAAACUCUUACGCAAGACUGGCAACAGA